This is a messenger RNA of Rotaria sp. Silwood2, 839 nucleotides long. The record is from the annotation of a GenBank genome assembly. NCBI's taxonomy places the organism in Eukaryota, Metazoa, Rotifera, Eurotatoria, Philodinida, Philodinidae.
CAUGAAAUUUAAAAUAUUUUUUUAUGAAAAUAAUCAGCACAAAAAGCUCUACAAAGUAUGAUAAAUGAAGAACUUUUCUCAAUACUUCGUUUAUUUUGUAGUUGACUGUGCAUGUGAUAACAAUAUCACUUUGUCUUUUUUUGUGUCAUUUUUUUCGAAGGACUGAAGAUUGCUUUGCCUAUUUUAUUUUACAUUCCGAGAGUUUUCCGUAUGGAACAGGUAUAUACAGAUAGUGCUCGAUCUCCGCUACAAGAAUAUAUAAUCAAAUUAAAUCAACGUUGUUUAGUUCAAAUGGACGACUCAAAAUACAAAAGUGGGACGAGACUUAUGACGCCCACUGUAAUUAAAUCAAAUUAUUUAGAUUUUGAAAAUACAGAAAAAUAUCUUGAAGAAAAUCGAUGUGAUUAGUAUCGUCAAUAUAUUGAAAAUGAAAAAUUAACUAUUAAUAAAGAAGAACAAGAUGAUGAUGAUGAUAAUAAAAUAAAAAAUGUCAAUAUACUAUAUGGUCUUAUUGGAAUAAAUUUCAAAAAUCUAUAUUAAAUUUGGUUGCAGGAAAAUAUUUUCGUCGUAUUGUAUUAUCAACUAUUGUCAUAAAUACAUUAUCAAUGGAUAUUAAAUAUCAUGAACAAUCUCAAUCAUUAACAGAUGCAUUAGAAUAUAGGAAUUUAGUAUUUACAUCAUUAUUUGCUAUUAAAAUUAUUUUAAAAAUAAUUGUUGAUGGAUGUCUUCAAUAUAUUAAAAAUGCUUAUAAUUUAUUUGAUAGUCCUAUCGUUAUUAUGAGUCUUGUUAAAUUACAAGGAACUAAAAAUAGUGGUUUAUCAGUUUUUACGUACAUUUAG